CCUCUCGAUCUGUAUGCUAUUCUGGCAAUUUCAUGGCUAUUGGAGAGGAACCAUCAUCUUCAACCUUGGACAACCAACGGAGUACUACUUCACAGUCACUAGUACUGGAACAGACUAGUUCAUGGCAAACUGAUCAUCACGCGCAAAGUGGCAAGCAAAAGAGAAAGGCAGGAAGAAAAAAGUUCCGGGAGACGCGUCAUCCGGUCUACAAAGGCGUUCGGCAAAGGAAAGGCAAAUGGGUUUGCGAGCUGAGGCAACCGAACAACAAAUCUCGUAUCUGGCUGGGGACCUUUUCACUCCCGGAGAUGGCUGCUAGGGCUUACGACGUUGCCGCCCUAGCUCUCAAGGGAGAGUCCGCUUCCUUGAACUUCCCUGAAGCGGCAUGUGCCCUACCACGCGUUAAGUCAUCAUCCUCCAUUAGGGAUAUACAGUGUGCUGCUAUGGAGGCCGCAGGGGCAUCUUCCUACGAAGUAAAACCAUCUUCUUCACUGUCCUUGUCCAACUCAUGCUUGGGUAUGGUUCCCAAAACUUGUAGGAUAUCGUUUUUGGAUGAGGAGGAGUUGUUUAACAUGCCGGGAUUACUUGACAGCAUGGCAGAGGGGUUGAUCCUCACUCCACCAGCCAUGCAAAAGGGCUUCAAUUGGGACGGUUUGGAAAAUACUGUGGACCUGACUCUAUGGAGUGACUGACGUUAUGUAUGAUAUUUCACGUACAUGCAUGAUUUUAAAUUACGUACCCUUCCUAGAAUAUUUGGAUACUAUCCGAUUUGCAUGAGUAAGUGCAUUGUUUUGUUCAAAUAGAGAAAUUAUGGCACAUCUCUCCCGUUGGCGCUAACGU
This is a messenger RNA of Juglans regia (Persian walnut), 837 nucleotides long. RefSeq names its product dehydration-responsive element-binding protein 1B-like. Gene Ontology annotation, biological process: regulation of DNA-templated transcription. The transcript has a single exon. NCBI's taxonomy places the organism in Eukaryota, Viridiplantae, Streptophyta, Magnoliopsida, Fagales, Juglandaceae. The record is from RefSeq and is a predicted model, not a curated record. The coding region runs from base 33 to 689 and encodes 218 amino acids. Gene Ontology annotation, molecular function: DNA binding; DNA-binding transcription factor activity.